AAAUGACGAGUGUUUUUGUUUGAUAGGUUUGAAGUAAUCAGCAACAAAAUGCUUCCCCGGAUUUGCAUCAAAUUUCGGCUCAAAUAUGUGGUGUCGGUGAUAAUGUUGCUGUUGGUCCUAGGAUACUUUGGCGCAUUUACCCACAUGUUUGAGGCGGAUUUCGAGAAGACCUUCACCUACCCGAUGGAGGGUGACAUCCUCUCCAACGUGUAUCAGCUCCGACACGGUCAGCGACCGGCUGUGGAGCCGAUCAAUGGGUAUAAUUAUACGUACAUCACGGAUUGUCAGCACAAGUGCAAGGAAGACGACCGGAUGAUUGCCCCGCGGUUGGUGCUUAUCGUAAAAUCUGCCAUGGAAAACUUUGACCGUCGGGUGGCGAUCCGCAAAUCAUGGGGUUGGGAGAAGCGAUUUUCCGACGUAAUGAUCCGGACGGUGUUUGUGUUGGGUCGACCGGCCGCGCCGAAUCGGCGGCUUCAGUCGUUGAUCGAUUUGGAGUAUGCCAACUACCGGGACAUUGUGCAGGGUGAUUUCGUGGAUGCAUACUUCAACAACACGAUCAAAACGUUGAUGGGUUUCCGAUGGGCAGUAAGCUACUGUCCCCGGGCCAAAUUUUACAUGUUUGCGGACGAUGAUUUCUUCAUUUCGUCGAAAAAUUUGCUCAAGUACGUUAGGAAUCCGGUGAACUAUCCGGAAUAUUUGGAGGAAACGGAUGAAGCCCUGCGGAAGCUAGCACGCAGGUUAAGUCAGACGACGGGUAAUAACAAUGGGUCUGAAUCUGCGGGCGUGGAAACGGAUGAAGGGAAGAAUAAUGCGAGCGAAACCGUCGGCAGGGUGAAACGGCAGAUAUUGAACAUGGAUAUGGAGCUGCCGCGGGAUGUGAAGCUAUUUUCGGGAUUUGUGUUCCGGUCGGCUCCGCACCGGCAUCGGAGCAGCAAGUGGUACGUGUCGCUCGAAGAGUACCCUUGGGAUAUGUGGCCGACUUACGUGACGGCCGGGGCGUUUCUGCUGUCGCACGAGGCGCUAUUCGAGAUGUACUACGUGAGCAUGUACACGAAGCAUUUCAGAUUUGAUGACAUUUAUUUGGGCAUCGUUGCCCUUAAGGCAGGAAUUGAACCGUUGCACUCGGAGGAAUUCUACUUCCACAAGGCACCCUUCUUGGGACCGCAGAGCUACAAGUACGUGCUUGCUACCCACGGGUACGACGAUCCGGAGGAACUAGUCAAAACAUGGAACGAAGUACGGGCCGCUGGCUAUGCCUGAGCACGUCUAGUCACUGAAACGACAUCGAUAAUCUGUGUAGCUGGAAGUUUUAGAGGCCAAAAGAGAAUUGAAUCUACUCUCCCACAAAUAGGAAAAUAAAAACACCCCACUGAAAUCAGAACAGGUCAAACGAUACCCACAAUACAUUUAUACAUAAACAGUAGCAGUAGCAAAGUCAACGAAAGAGGUAAAUUCAAGAUCAAUUUGUAGAAUUAGGAAGUUUAUAGGAGAAAAUCGGUUUUUGGCAACAAGUUCUUCUUUAGAAUUUCAGGGUAGGAAUUUGAAGUUUUCUAGAGAAAACAGCGCCGUUCUUACUUCGAAAGUCAGUUUUCAGACUUUACUUAGACUGAUUGUGAUAAACAGGUUGCAUGUAGUAGCGAUGAACGAAAAUGAUACACAUUUUUUGUAGUUUCUUACCAAAAAUAAUCUUAAUAUAUUUAAUUAGAAGUUCCUUAG
This is a messenger RNA of Ochlerotatus camptorhynchus, 1716 nucleotides long. It is a transcript of the gene brn, whose product is annotated as beta-1,3-galactosyltransferase brn. Gene Ontology annotation, cellular component: Golgi membrane. The transcript has 2 exons. Gene Ontology annotation, molecular function: UDP-glycosyltransferase activity; hexosyltransferase activity. Bases 49 to 1260 code for a protein of 403 amino acids. Lineage: Eukaryota; Metazoa; Arthropoda; Insecta; Diptera; Culicidae. The record is from RefSeq and is a predicted model, not a curated record.